Molecule: messenger RNA, 1750 nt
Organism: Tigriopus californicus
Lineage: Eukaryota; Metazoa; Arthropoda; Copepoda; Harpacticoida; Harpacticidae
Exons: 2
Coding region: 311-1450 (379 amino acids)
Source: RefSeq, a predicted model, not a curated record
UGGUGAUGAUGAUGAUGAGGGUGAUGUUGCUCACUUCCGACCAUGAAACGAGAAAUUUGUCUCAUCAUCAUCCUUGCCUCAACGAGAGCAAGUUCCAACGCAUGUACUCUCACUUACGCACAUAUUGUAGGCACAUUCGCACAUUCGCACACUCUCAUAUUCAGGCAGUUUUACUAUAAGAGCGAGUCACUGGCACUUGGUGACAAUCAGUUGGUGGAAAUGAAGGUUUGAGAAAUCAUCAUCAUCUUGCGAAUGAAGUUUGAACGAGAAGUACCACAUCAACAUUAGUCGCAGUCAAAUCAUCCGAAACAUGUCAACAGCAUCUAUAAUAUUGGCUCAGAUUAUGCUAAUUCCUUUGAUUGUGAACGGCGUGCCAGGGGAUUUGAGGGACUCGUCACGUCGCGAUGGUCGCCAAGUGGAAGGCAAUAACAAAGCAAAUAACGGCCGCAUUGACUUUUCGAAUGCAGUGCUUGACCCAGAAAGCGGCAAGCGAUGCGUGAUCAAGAACGAGGAGGUACAAUCCUUGGAGAAAGAGCCCAUUUUGGAAUGCGACCAUAAGAACGUGGAAAAGUGUCACUACACGUACGUCACUCAAUUCAAACCCGCCCAGGAGGAGGUAUGUGAGGAGAACUUUGAAAAAGUCUGCCAGAUCACAUUCAAGCAGCAAGCCACCAAUGAAACUAUUCAAAAGUGCUACCGACCCUUAGAGAAGCUGUGCAAUGGUCAAGGGCCCGAAGAAUGCCGGACAGUCUUCGAGUCGUCGUGUACAACGCGAUACAUCGAGAAACAACCCGGAAAAUUCGUCGGAGACACUAAGUGCGAGAAAUUGCCCAUAGAAAUCUGCGGCGCGGGUUGUGUAAGUCAAGAGGGGCCCGAAGAAUGUCAUAACAAAGUGAUCACCUCACUCAUCGAUGUGCCGGAAGAGGUUUGUGAUCUGAAUCCCCAAAAGACGUGUCGCCUUCAGACAAAAUUGGUGCCAUCCCUCAAACCCGAGCACGAGUGCACCCUCAUUCCCCAAGAGAUUUGCAACCUCCGAUUCACUUCACCCAAGCUUAAGAAAAAGCCAUUGGUCACCAAAUGGUGCUUGGACGACUCUCCCACUAAACCAGGAGAGACCUACGAUGAAGCUAAUGCUCAAGAUCGUCCUCUGGCCCUACGAGGAGGACGAGCAGGACGAACUUUUAUUCCUCGUCAACUUCCGAUUGCAGCCGCCGCCUCAAAAAGCGUCGACACCUUGGCCGUGGUGGCCGAGGUGGCCGCCGACGAGCAGGACACCCCGGACGUCGACUACGAUCUUGAGGAAACCACCACCACACAAGCCCCAGAGACGACGACCCAAUCCCGAGAGAUCGCGUUGAUUGACAUUGAUGAGACCGAGGCGCUUCCGUAUGAAACCCAAAACUUUGAUGCAUUUGUCGACGUGGGAGCCAAAUCGUCGAUUCUUGUCUGAUUAUUCAUGAGAGCGGCGAAUGCUUGGCAUCUUUUAUUUUCUCUUUAAGGAAGACGUGCCAUGAUGAUUGUUGGCUCAUUCUUCCUGCCCACUUCUUAGCCCAAUCGCAAUAUUCCAAUCAGAAUCUGCCACUUUUGGUUAUGACCAAACAAAAAUGUUCUCAUGCUCAAAUGGUAAAAACCAGCCAAUGGAACCAACCAAGCGUUCAAACUAUAUCAUCAAAAUACGUAUUGUCCUUGUUGUCUGUUUCAAAAACAACGAGGGAAUCAAUCAAAUAAAAUUUGGAUUGACAACUCAUAA